Molecule: messenger RNA, 3657 nt
Organism: Lynx canadensis (Canada lynx)
Lineage: Eukaryota; Metazoa; Chordata; Mammalia; Carnivora; Felidae
Gene: PSD
Product: pleckstrin and Sec7 domain containing
Biological process (GO): regulation of ARF protein signal transduction
Molecular function (GO): phospholipid binding; guanyl-nucleotide exchange factor activity; protein binding
Source: RefSeq, a predicted model, not a curated record
AUGAAGGACGCUGAGGGCUACUGCUGUCGCCGAGAGCUGCACCCCAACAGGGCUGCGCUCUCCCUUCCUUUGUUCGCGCCUCUGCGCCUGCGCAGUGCGACAAAUCUGGCGCUGUCCCCUUCAGCACCACGCGGAGCCCGCGCCCCCCCCUCCCCGCGGGGGGAGGGGGAGGGAGUGAGAGGCAGGCGGGCCUGGAGCAAGCGGGAGCAAGCGGGAGCCGCGCUGCCUUCACAGCUGAGCUGGGCCCAGCCUCUUCCCUGCCUUUCCUCGGCCCCAGCUCCAGGCGAGCAGCGGCCUGUCCGAAGAGCAUGCUGCCCCCUCACUCCCCGCCUGACCUUGCCAUCCCUGCCCCCCCAGCCUGACCCCCGGCCCCCAGCAUGGCCCAAGGGUGCCAUGCGCUUCUGCUCCGAGGGCGACUGUGCCAUCUCCCCACCACGAUGCCCGCGCCGCUGGCUCCCCGAAGGCCCAGUGCCACAAAGCCCCCCAGCCAGCAUGUAUGGCAGUACAGGCUCCCUGCUACGGCGGGUGGCAGGGCCAGGUCCCCGAGGCCGGGAACUGGGACGUGUGACAGCACCCUGUACACCCCUGCGUGGUCCCCCCUCACCCCGUGUUCCUCCUUCACCCUGGUCACCCUCUUCACCCACUGGGCAGCCCCCACCGGGGGCCCGGAGCUCUGUGGUCAUAUUCCGCUUUGUGGAGAAGGCCAGUGUGAGGCCAUUAAAUGGGCUACCUGCUCCCGGAGGCUUGAGUCGGAGCUGGGACCUGGGUGGGGUCUCUCCUCCCAGGCCCACUCCAGCCCUUGGGCCUGGCUCCAACCGGAAGUUGCGGCUAGAGGCAUCCACAUCAGACCCACUCCCAGCCAGAGGAGGCUCAGCUCUGCCUGGUAGCCAGGGCCUUAUACAUGGGCCACCAGCCCAACCUCAGGUUGGGGCAGAUGGCCUUUACUCCUCUCUCCCCAAUGGGCUGGGGGGACCUUCUGAGCACCUGGCCAAGCUAUUCCCAGGACCUGCUGACAACUGGACUCCUGAACCAGGGGGACACCUGGUCUCCCCCCGGGAAGUUUCCUCUCAUGCCCAGAGAAUUGCUCGAGCCAAAUGGGAAUUCUUCUAUGGCUCCCUGGACCCCCCAAGCUCAGGUGCUAAGCCCCUGGAGCAGGCCCCCCCAUCUCCACCUGGGGUGGGCUCAGGGCAGGGCUCUGGGGUGGCUGUGGGGCGAGCAGCCAAGUACUCCGAGACGGACCUGGACACGGUGCCCCUGAGGUGCUACCGCGAGACCGACAUCGAUGAGGUGCUGGCUGAGCGGGAAGAGGCUGACUCGGCCAUCGAGAGUCAGCCCAGCUCUGAGGGCCCACCUGGCACUGCCCGCCCACCUGCUCCACGUGCCAGCCCAUGCCUUGGCCCUUGUCCCAGCCUGGGCAGUGGCGAUGAGGACGAGGAUGAGGCAGGUGGGGGAAGAGGAUGUGACGACGAGGUGUUUGAGGCCUCAGAGGGGGCCCGGCCAGGCACCCGGAUGCCUCCUGGGCCUCUCAAGUCGCCCCUGCCCUUUCUGCCUGGGAAGCCCUCGGCUGACGGGCCUGACUCUUUCAGUUGUGUGUUUGAAGCCAUCUUGGAGUCACACCGGGCCAAGGGCACCUCCUACACCAGCCUCGCCUCCCUGGAGGCCCUGGCCUCACCUGGCCCAACCCAGAGCCCCUUCUUCACCUUUGAGCUGCCUCUCCAACCCCCUGCUCCCCGGCCUGACCCACCUGCUCCCGCCCCACUUGCACCUCUUGAGCCAGAUUCUGGUACCAGCUCUGCUGCUGAUGGGCCUUGGACACAGAGAGGGGAGGAAGAAGAGGCAGAGGCUGGAGCCAAGCAGGCCCCAGGGAAGGAGCCCCCUAGUCCCUGCCACUCGGAGGACAGCUUUGGGCUGGGGGCGGCACCUCUGGGCAGUGAACCACCGUUGAGCCAGCUGGUGUCUGACUCGGACUCAGAGCUGGACAGCACAGAGCGGCUGGCCCUGGGAAGCACAGACACCUUGUCCAAUGGGCAGAAAAGCCGACCUGGAGGCUGCACAGCGCCUAGCUAGAGGCUAUACCGACUAGACGGCUUCAGGAAGGCUGAUGUGGCCCGGCACCUGGGCAAGAACAAUGACUUCAGCAAACUUGUGGCUGGCGAGUACCUCAAGUUCUUUGUCUUCACGGGCAUGACUCUGGACCAAGCUCUCAGGGUGUUUCUGAAGGAGCUGGCCUUAAUGGGUGAGACCCAGGAACGGGAGCGCGUGCUGGCCCACUUCUCCCAGAGAUACUUCCAGUGCAAUCCAGGAGCCCUGUCCUCAGAGGACGGUGCGCACACGCUGACCUGCGCCCUCAUGCUACUCAACACUGAUCUCCACGGCCAUAACAUUGGGAAGCGCAUGACCUGUGGAGACUUCAUCGGGAACCUGGAGGGCCUCAAUGAAGGCGGAGACUUCCCCAGGGAGCUGCUCAAGGCCUUGUACAGCUCCAUCAAGAAUGAAAAGCUGCAGUGGGCCAUAGACGAGGAGGAGCUGAGACGCUCUCUGUCUGAGUUGGCCGACCCCAACCCCAAGGUCAUCAAGCGGGUCAGCGGGGGCAGUGGCAGCGGCUCCAGCCCUUUCCUGGACCUGACUCCUGAACCCGGGGCUGCAGUCUACAAGCACGGGGCCCUGGUGCGAAAGGUGCACGCAGACCCUGACUGCAGGAAGACACCUCGGGGCAAGCGGGGCUGGAAGAGCUUCCACGGGAUCCUCAAGGGCAUGAUCCUCUACCUGCAGAAGGAGGAGUACCAGCCUGGGAAGGCCCUAUCAGAGGCAGAGCUAAAGAAUGCCAUCAGCAUCCACCACGCGCUGGCCACACGUGCCAGCGACUACAGCAAGAGGCCCCAUGUCUUCUACCUGCGCACAGCUGAUUGGCGGGUCUUCCUCUUUCAGGCCCCGAGCCUGGAGCAGAUGCAGUCCUGGAUCACUCGCAUCAAUGUGGUGGCUGCCAUGUUCUCUGCACCCCCCUUCCCAGCUGCUGUUAGCUCCCAGAGGAAGUUCAGCCGCCCUCUGCUGCCCAGCGCUGCCACCCGCCUCUCCCAGGAGGAGCAGGUGCGGACCCAUGAGGCCAAGCUGAAGGCCAUGGCAAGUGAGUUGCGAGAGCACCGGGCUGCGCAACUGGGCAGGAAGGCCCGAGGCAAGGAGGCUGAGGAGCAGCGGCAGAAGGAGGCCUACCUGGAGUUUGAGAAAUCCCGCUAUGGCACAUACGCAGCGCUGCUUCGGGUCAAGCUGAAGGCGGGCAGUGAAGAGCUGGAUGCAGUAGAGGCAGCACUGGCCCAGGCCGGGAGCACAGAGGAUGGACUCCUUCCACCUCACUCCAGUCCCUCCCUGCAGCCCAACCCUGCCAGCCAGCCCCGGGCUCAGUGUCAUGGCUCAGAGCCUCGUGGAGGGGCGAUCAGUGGGCGGUGGAAGCUCUGAGUUGAGGGUAGGAGCGUGGGGGUUUGGCGCCCACUGGGCACCUGCAUGACAUAGCCUUGCCUGAGCCCGGGCCGGCCUCGGGCCGCCCACGAGGGGCCCCCGGCCCAGGGCCCGACCGCGCCGGACGCGGUGUCCGGGGCAGCGCAGGGCUAGGGCGUGGGCCUCGGGAGCCUAGGCCAGGGGCCCCUCUGAGACCCCCAUUUU